Molecule: messenger RNA, 4725 nt
Organism: Miniopterus natalensis
Lineage: Eukaryota; Metazoa; Chordata; Mammalia; Chiroptera; Miniopteridae
Gene: CPAP
Product: centrosome assembly and centriole elongation protein
Biological process (GO): cilium assembly; centriole elongation
Cellular component (GO): centrosome; centriole
Molecular function (GO): tubulin binding
Source: RefSeq, a predicted model, not a curated record
GGGCUGGUCUCCAUCAGCCUGGUUAGGUCCUUGUCUUUAAAGGUCUGCUGUGGAAUCGUGGCUUUCGAGGAGGUGCAUUUUGGGGGACUGAUAAAUCAUCACCUUUUCGACCAGCUAGUUACUUUUCACGGUCUGAGGGUGGUUUUGAAUUAACUGAAUAUGUCCACUUUUUCUCUGCUGCAGAAAACGGAGCAUAGAUAUUUUCUUUCUGUUUUUAACAUCUCCAAAAAAGUCAUUUUACAUUAAUGUUAUGGAAGUUAAAGAGAGUGAUACAAAUGUCUCAUGGACCGGAAGGUGACUUAAUAAUUUCUUCAUUUAUAAACCUCAUCAAGCAGUCAUUACACUUAUGAGGUGUUGGAAAUUAAUAGCUCUUCUAGUUUUUGCAUUAUUUAAAUACAGUAGAAAAUUGGAAUAAAAUGUUCCUGAUGCCCGCCUCUUCAGAGUUAAACAGUGGGCAGAACUUCCUAACCCAGUGGAUGACCAAUCCUUCUCGGGCUGGAGUCAUAUUAAAUCGUGGAUUUCCUAUUUUGGAAGCAGAUGAAGAGAAGCGAGCAAAUGUGAACAUUUCCACCAGCUUUCCUGUUAAAGCCACACAGUUCUCAAAUAGCUUGAACUUUAUAAGUGAAGACGAUUCACUUCGUGAAGAAGAGAAGUUGGAGUCUCACAGCCCUUCUAAACUACAGUCAGAUAAAUCUGAAACACAUGCACUCUUUCCUUUACCUAAAGAGGGACCACAACCAGUGGCAUGUCAGGAUGCUCCUGGACACUGGGAAGAUAACAAAAGUGACUUUAUCUCAGAUCUUGUGAGUGAAUUCAAAGAAGUGGCUUAUAAAGACCCACUUUUUAAAAAGCUUGAACAGCUGAAAGAGGUGCAGCAGAAGAAGCAGGAACAACUGAAGAGGCAACAGUUGGAGCAACUGCAAAGACUCAUGGAAGAGCAAGAAAAGCUGCUCACUAUGGUGUCUGGGCAGCGCACACUCUCAGGUUUAACUCUACUGCCUGAUGAUCAGAGUCAGAAGUACAGAUCUCCAGGAAGUUCAGCCACCAUAGAGAAACCCAAACCCUUCUUACCAUCACAUAUCUACCAGAAUCAAACCCAAGGAAAAACAUACACUUCCAACAUUUUGUCCUGUGAACCAAAUAACUUCUGUAGAACUACUCAUCAAGAUUUUGUCUCAACUUCAAAAAGUGACGCUUCUCCUAGUUUGUUUUAUGAGGCACAAUAUCAAGAAACACUUGUGAAAAAAAAUGAUUUGAAGGAAGAAAACCAUAAUCAUCCUAAAGGUGAAGGUAUUUUACCAUGUUGGGAGAAAAUGACAAACCAGAUUCAGGAAGGGAAUGAUGUGAACUUAAAAAAAAUUGCCGAUUCCUCAGAAGUGGUUAAUAAUGAAGAAAGGCCUAUUAAAGCUGCUAUUAGAGAAAGGAAACAGACAUUUGAAGACUACUUGGAAGAACAAAUUCAGUUGGAAGAACAAGACUUGAAACGGAAACAGCUAAGGGAAGCAGAAGGAUCAUUGCUAAUCAAAGCAAAACCAAAACAGCCAUUCUUAAAACGAGGAGAAGGUUUAGCUAGGUUUACUAAUGCUAAAUCUAAGUUUCAGAAAGGGAGGGACAGUAAACUAGUGACUAAUCAGAGCAUUUCAGAGGACCAAGCUGUGUUUAAAAUAGAAAGACAGCAAUUCCAUCGGAAAACUGCUUUUAUAAAUAAAGAACUAUGUACAGAGAACCCUCCUGCUAAAAAGAGCAAUAAAGCUAGAACCAAGAGUGGUUCUGUCACACUCAGUCAGAAGCCAAAAGUGCUUACCAGUAAUAAUAGGAAAGGUCUCUUUCCAUCAGGAUUGAAAAUACUGUCAGGGAAGAAAUGUGAUGGGCAAUUUAGAGACCAGAUCAAAUUAGAAAAAAAAGUAGAAUCUAAUAAAGAAAAUGAACCUGAGUGUUCAAAACCUUGUGAUAUUGGUUGCAAAGUCUGGAAUAACACACAAAUUAAAGACAGACUUCCCCUUUUGACAGGGCUGGUUGGCUCCAUGGCUUCUAAGAGCCCAAUAAGUGAGGCCUUGAAAGAGUCAGCAUCUUCUCUUGACAUUUCUCUUCAGAAAAAGUUAGAGAAUUGGGAACGAGAAAAGGAAAAGGAAAAUUUGGAAUUAGAUGAAUUUUUGUUUUUAGAACAAGCUGCUGAUGAAAUAUCAUUUUCCAGCAAUUCCUCAUUUGUACUGAAGAUCUUAGAGAGGGACCAACACAUCUGCAAAGAUCACCGGUUGUCUUCUACCCCUGUCAAAGCUGUGCAGCAGCAAAAGAUGACAACACUGGGUCUCAUUAAUCAGUGUAAUCAAAAUGAGCAUCCAGACCAUAUUGAAAGUGAAAAUGAGGGUGAGUGUGAGGUUGCACCCAAAGAAAUUAAUUCAGCUUCCUCAUCUGAUGGAUUUGGGGGACUGUCUUGUAAAGUCAGUAAAAAAGUGUUCCAAAUGAGCACUUCUGAAAAUCAGAUGAGGUUGAAUGCAAGCAAAGAUGGUGUAAUGAACAGUGACAGUAGCACUGACUCCGAGGAACAAGGGGGCAUUAUCAUAAAGCCAUCAACUGAGGAUAGCAAAAGGAGUUUGAGCAGCAGGGAAGAUAGCCCACAAGUCUGUGAUGGUAAGGGACCUUUCAGGAACACUGAGACUCAAGAAGAGGAUAAGAGGAGAGAUGUGGAUUUGGAUUUGUCUGAUAAAGAUUAUAGUAGUGAUGAGUCUAUCAUAACAGAAAGCUUGAAAAAUAAAGGUUCUGAGUCCUCAAGAAGACCCUCAUCUCUAAGUGUGAAUAAAAUUGACUUUGAUGAUGAAAGAACUUGGACCGAUCUUGAGAAUUCAUUUAAACAUGAUGUUAUGCUUGGGAAUGAAGCCAUUUAUGGAACUCCCCAGACCACCUACCCUAAUAGGAGUGAAAUAUGUGUACUAGACAAAACAGUAAAAAGGAAGAUUGCAUCAGUCAAGAAGGAAGACUUGAGCCAAUCCAGCAGAGGCACAAGUCCUCCUCUUCCAUCGGACCUGAUGAUGAAAUUCUUCCCUUCUUUGAAACCAAAACCAAAAUCAAAGUCAGAUUCACACUUGGGAAAUGAACACAACUUAAACAUUCAAGACCAACCCCCUGGUGACAGCGCUCGAUCUGAAGUUUUGAGAGAGAAAGUUAUUGAAUUGGAAAUGGAAAUAGAAAAAUUUAAAGCUGAGAACACAUCUUUAGCUAAACUUCGAGUUGAACGAGAGAGUGCAUUGGAAAAACUCAGGAAAGAAAUUGCAGACUUUGAACAACAGAAAGCAAAUGAAUUGGCUCGAAUAAAGGAGUUUAAAAAGGAAGAAAUGAGGAAGCUACAAAAUAAACGCAAAGUUUUUGAAACAUAUACUACAGUUGCAAGAACUUUUCCAGAUAAAAAGGAACGUGAAGAAAUACAGGCUUUGAAACAGCAGGUGGCAGAUUUACAGGAAGAUUUGAAAAGAAAAGAAGCAAAAUGGUCAAGCACACUUGGCCGUCUUAGAAGCCAGAUAGAAAUGCUGGUCAAAGAGAACACAGACCUUCGGGAAGAAAUAAAAGUGAUGGAAAGAUUCCGACUUGAUGCUUGGAAGAAAGUGGAAGCCGCUGAGGGCGGCACCAAGACGGGUCAGUGCAGGACUGCUGUGAAGAAAGAGGGGUCCAUGAAUUCAUCAGUUCAAAUUCAGAAGAGUCAAAAUUCUUCAGGAACCCAGCUAGAAAUAUAUAAGAAAAAUAAUUUGCCCACACAAGGCAAUCCCUCUCGGAGACCGAAGUCUGUGCCAUCUCGUGAUUUAUGCAGUUCGGAUAAAGGACAAACUGCUUCACCCAGAGAGCCCCCUGAAUCAGUGGAUUUCCCAGAUCCUGAAUAUAAAGAGGAGUAUGAAAGAGAGGAAAACGAAGAACUUCAGGGGGAAAUCAGUCAUCCUGAUGGAAAGAUAGAGAAGGUUUAUAAGGAUGGGUGCUGUGUUAUAUUGUUUCCAAAUGGAACUCGAAAAGAAGUGAGUGCAGAUGGAAAGACUGUCACUGUCACUUUCUUCAAUGGUGAUGUGAAGCAGGUCAUGCCAGAUGACAGAGUGAUCUACUACUAUGCAGCUGCCCAGACCACUCACACUACUUACCCUGAAGGACUAGAAGUCUUGCAUUUCUCAAGUGGACAGAUAGAAAAACAUUUCCCAGAUGGAAGAAAGGAAAUCACAUUUCCUGACCAGACUAUCAAAAAUUUAUUUGCUGAUGGACAAGAAGAAAGCAUUUUCCCUGAUGGUACAAUUGUCAGAGUACAACGAGAUGGCAGAAAACUCAUAGAGUUUAAUAAUGGCCAGAGAGAAGUACACACUGCCCAGUUCAAGAGACGUGAGUAUCCAGAUGGCACUGUUAAAACUGUCUAUGCAAAUGGUCAUCAAGAAACAAAAUACACAUCUGGUCGAGUAAGAGUUAAAGACAAGGAUGGUAAUGUUCUAAUGGAUACAAAGUUGUAAUAAUCCUGUGUGUGUGACUAAUCAUGAAAUAACACUAACUUGAUUCUUGUUAAAAAAUGUACAUUUCUUGUGGAUUUUGUGGUUUAAUUUAUAUAUGUAUAUAUGUUGUGUGUGUAUAAAUGGAAAAGAUUGUUUGGAAUAUAAAAUAAAAUUUACAGCUUUAGUUUGAGAUGCACAAGGACUUUUUUAAAAAUUUAUCUUUACUGUUGAAGGUAUUACAAAUGUCCCCCUUUUCCCCUCAUUGAUC